AGGUUUGCUUAAACACUUAAAGUUUAAAUACGAUUGUUUUAAAUGCAAUGCCAUUGGGCCAGCCGCUUUUGAUAUAGCUUCCUGUUCCUUUGACUCUAUAUGGCCUAAAUAUUUUCGAGCAGAUCAUGUUUUCAGACUGUUAUUUCCGAACGUCCCCGUAGAUGUAAUGCGACUUCAACUAGCUGAUUUACGCCGUAUAAUUAAAUAGUGAUGGCCGACUAAGGAACAAAAUAGAAUUACCUAUGCUCAGCAUACAUAUAACAAUACCCUUUGCGAGGUGUCAGGGCAGUGAGCGUAUUGCAAAAAUAACACAGCCAGCGAACCAGCGAAACUGCAAUUAUUUCCGAAGGUCGGCAGGAUGGAGCAGAUGUCUUUCUGAAUGUCAGGCCAUUAUAUUCUGUUAAUGGCAGGUAUGUUGUUUCGCAAAAGCGAAGGCCUCCGUAUAUUUUGCUGUUGAAUGAAUCGUCGUCGAUAACGAGAUAAUUGGCGGCCAGUGUCGUCCGAUGCAGUCGAGAAGGGUAAGGGUUUGGCGCGAAGGUGAAAUUUUUUGAAUAGCUGUUAUUUGUUAUUGACACCAGUCGCCUUUCUACUGAAUGUAUUUUUCUAUCAGUAAACAGUUUCUUCGAAAGGUAUUCGUAAUCGUAAUGGACACGUAUGGAGCAAGGACUGUUGCUGUAACAAUGGCAUUACUUUGGGGAACAACACGUGCAGACAAAUUUAUGCUAGAAAAUUUUGACAAUUUUUUGGAAAAUUGUUCAUCAUGAUUAUCAAGAUAUCUUCACCUGCAUCUAUCCCGCAUCGACUGCAAGGUAUUCACUCUAAACUUUCAAGAAAUAGGUGCCUACUACAUUUCUGUUCAGAAGUGUGGACCGUGCAUAACGCGCCAUAAAUGUACGAAAAGCCAGCACCUUUUCUACAAGCUCGAAAACGCUGUAUGCGUUAUUGUUCUUUGUUUAAAAGACGCCGAAGGAAUCAUCUCCUUAAGUUGCUUUUAUCGUACGCAAGCUCGGUUAGUAGCGGCAUCUAUGAGGCGGCUCUUCUUGUUUACGGAGCUUCGCCUAGACUGCAAUGGGCCAGAAGAUGGCGUAUCACAUUAAACGUACUUUCUUGGUUACUGAGACUCGUGUUUCUGUUAUGUUUCAUUGUGGAUGCUGCCUACCAAAAUGUGGAUUACCUUAUCAGCGUAUGGAGUGAUCGAGGUUCACUUUUGGAUGUUGUCGAAUUGUUGUAUUACCUAACCGUAGGUAUCUUAGAACUUGAGGCUGCAAUAAUUAUCUUUCUGCGAUUGCGACAGGUUCAGCAGAUGACCAAUGGUCGAAGAUGGAGUAGUGGCCGUGGCUGUCGAAGCAAAAAAGUACACUUUAAUUUAUUUGCAUUUGUUCUUGGUUGCUUGCUUAACGGACCUCAGGUAAUGACUUCGUUCAUAUACGAAACCACUGACGAAGAAAUCACUUACGACAAAGGCAUCCUAUUGCGAAUAUGUAACGAAAUCAGCUCGUAUAUUCUUGUACCAGCACUGCUACUCUACCUUCAAUGCUUGGCGUACGUUGAAGGUGAGUUACGUGCGAUUGGUAGAAUCACCUAUCCAGGUCAGGCCGAUCUGAGCGCUCACAUCGUCGAAAUGGUUGUCGAACGUAAAAGCCAUAUAAGAUCAAUGAUUGCUACUAUGAAUCGCGUUUUUAAACGGUUCAUUUUCGUCAAAUUUGUCAGCGUCUUUUGCAGCGUUACGUUACAGGUUGGACUAACGAUUGCCUACCCAAGGGCAGGCCUCGGACAGGAACUAUCAGGCAUCGUCACGGACGCUCUCCUCAAGCUCGUUGAGAUUUUUUUCAUAUGCCGGUUCGGUACAAUGCUCGAACGCAACUGCCAUGAAACUGAGCGGCGCUUAUACGAAGGAGGUCUUAUCCUUGGCCACAAGGAGUAUCGGAACUUGCGGCGGCUCCGGCGCGAACUUGCCUUUAAUGCAUCACGGGAUAGCCUUGAAAUGUGGUUAGGCUUCCAGAUAAACCUGGCCACCCUGAUCGCAUUUUUUUCAACGAUUAUCACCUGCUGUGCCGUUUCGCUACAAUUUGACCUGCGAGUCGUUCGCGCCAUCAAUAACGCCAUGCGAAAUUCGUCGACAAGAAGCUGAAUAUUUUGUCUGGUGCUCGAACCAUUAGAUAUGACACGGCCGGCUCUAACCACAUGGAAUGAAUUGCGUCUACGCGACUCGAACCUAAACCACCAUGCGUUUUGAAGCUAACAGGCAAACACAUUAUUCAUUGCGCUAUAAGGGAGAAGCACAUGCAAACUCAGGAUAAUCGCUUAUUUUCGUAUUUAAAUUACGCGCUACUAGCGUUAAAAAGUGUUUCGUGCUAAAGACCACCCGGUGCCCAUCCAGAUCAACCGGCACCCGAUAUAGCUAAAACGAAACUUCGCGAAAAAUAACCUGUCGUUCGAUUGGGCUCUUA
This is a messenger RNA of Varroa destructor (honeybee mite), 2450 nucleotides long. RefSeq lists its product as uncharacterized. The record is from RefSeq and is a predicted model, not a curated record. Lineage: Eukaryota; Metazoa; Arthropoda; Arachnida; Mesostigmata; Varroidae.